This is a messenger RNA of Suncus etruscus (white-toothed pygmy shrew), 980 nucleotides long. RefSeq names its product NAD(P)H quinone dehydrogenase 1 (gene NQO1). The transcript is spliced from 6 exons. Gene Ontology annotation, molecular function: NAD(P)H dehydrogenase (quinone) activity. The coding region runs from base 97 to 921 and encodes 274 amino acids. NCBI's taxonomy places the organism in Eukaryota, Metazoa, Chordata, Mammalia, Eulipotyphla, Soricidae. The record is from RefSeq and is a predicted model, not a curated record. Gene Ontology annotation, cellular component: cytosol.
CAGCGUCUGCCAAGUUGGGGUCUCAAUACCUGAGGACCUGCCUGCCCAGCACACCUUGCAACCCGCAGCCCAGCCAAUCAGCGCCACGCCAGAGCUAUGGCCGGAAAGAGGGCACUAGUGGUCCUGGCCCAUUCUGAGAAGACAUCCUUCAACUAUGCCAUGAAGGAGGCGGCUGUGGAGGCUCUGAAGGGGAAGGGCUGGGAGGUGGCUGAAUCGGACCUCUAUGCUAUGAACUUCAACCCCCUCAUCUCCAAGAACGACAUGACAGGUAAACUGAAGGACCCUGAGAACUUCCAGUACCCAGUUGAGUCUGUCCUGGCAUAUAAAGAAGGUAGAUUGAGCCCAGAUAUUGUGGCUGAGCAGAAGAAACUGGAAGCAGCAGACCUUGUGAUUUUCCAGUUCCCACUGCAGUGGUUCGGAGUCCCCGCCAUCCUAAAGGGCUGGUUCGAACGCGUGCUGGUUGCAGAGUUUGCUUACACCUAUGCCGCCAUGUAUGACAAGGGCCCUUUCCGGAAUAAGAAGACGCUGCUUUCCAUCACCACAGGUGGCAGCGGCUCCAUGUACUCUCUCCAGGGUGUCCAUGGGGACAUGAAUGUUAUUCUCUGGCCUAUUCAGAGUGGCAUUCUGCAUUUCUGCGGCUUCCAAGUCUUAGCACCGCAGCUGACAUACAGCAUUGGCCACACACCUGCUGAUGCUCGAAUUCAGAUCCUGGAAGGGUGGAAGAAGCGCCUGGAGACUAUUUGGGAUGAGAAUGCACUCUAUUUUGCUCCAAGCAACCUCUUUGAGCUAAACUUCCAGGCAGGAUUCUUAAUGAAAAAGGAUGUCCAGGAAGAGCAGAAAAACAAGAAAAUUGGCCUUUCUGUGGGUCAUCACUUGGGCAAAUCCAUCCCAACUGAUAACCAGAUCAAAGCCAUCAAAUAAGGUUCAAAUAGUUUGGUUCUUUUUGUAGAAAAAUCCAGGUCUGGUCUUCUUCUUUUUUU